AUGUCUUGCAAGGCCAACAGCAAGAGAGCAAAGUCACCCACACCUCCACCCCCUGUAUCCAAAACCAGAGGACGAAAUGAAGUUGCUUCAACAUUACAGGUCCCAGAUGAGCAAUAUGAAGAAUUCUUGAAAUUUCAAGCACAGAAGAAGAAGGAAGCGGAGUGCAGUCAUAAAGAAGAUGUCAGGAAGAAAGUUGAUACCUUUAUGGAUGAAGAGAGCGACAUUGAGCAGGAGGUCUUAACAGACAAAAAGAUAAAAAGAGGAUCAGACGUUGAAGUCAACAAUCAAACACUGGCAGAUAGUAGUGGUGAAGAGGGGGAUGAUAGUAAUUCUACUGCAACCACAGAAGUUAGGAGAACUAAUGGGCUUAUUCAGGUCAAGGAUGAGUCCACGGACGACACCACAGAUCGUCUCAGGAGGAAAUGUGUCCCCAAAGGCGACGUCAAACCACUAACUACUCUAGCUUCAUUGAAGAAGGACGGAUGUGGACCCUUCAUUGAUCUCGCUCACCAGCUCCUUCGAAUCAAAGUUGCUUUGGAAGUUGCUUUUCCUGGACCUUCGGUAGACAUCCAAGAUUCCUUCACAUGGGACUGCAUCAAGGAAGCAGCCAAGGAUCCAGGCUCACCCUUGAAGCCCAUGCUUGAUAUGAUUGGCAGUGACGAUGUUCUAAAAAGCAGGGCCAUAGCUUAUGUGUGGUCUGGUGCUAGCCAGUUGAGGGGAGAGCUGGUUAGAAAGGCGAGAGAUACUGUGAUAUUUCAGUUACAGCAAAUGCAUCCUAAGGAAAUCGGUGAUAUCGCCAACUGGCUUCUUACUACCAAGAAGGACCCAUUUUUCUGUGGUGAAUUGGACCUCAAAGCCAAGACAUUCAACAAGAACCUGCCUUUCAGAGCAUCACUGCUGCAUCAGCUUCUUUAUAGCCAAAAUUUCCAAGGACCAGGAUCUGAGGGCGUAGCAUAUAUGGAAUGCUUCCAGAAACUUCCCAACAAUCUCAUAGCUCUACUAGCUACUGCGGGAGAAUGUGCUUAUAAAGGCAUGUUAACCGGUUCACCUGUUGUUGUCGACUUCAAGGAACCAAUAUUCCAGCCCAGACAUCAGUAUUAUAUGUCGAAGCUCAAUUCUUACCAAGAACGCUCUCCUAUGUAUAUGGAAAAGCUGUGUAAGGAUCUCUGGACUGAAUUAGGGUAA
This is a messenger RNA of Suillus paluster, 1185 nucleotides long. RefSeq lists its product as uncharacterized. The transcript is spliced from 9 exons. The coding region runs from base 1 to 1185 and encodes 394 amino acids. NCBI's taxonomy places the organism in Eukaryota, Fungi, Basidiomycota, Agaricomycetes, Boletales, Suillaceae. The record is from RefSeq and is a predicted model, not a curated record.